Molecule: messenger RNA, 2100 nt
Organism: Fusarium oxysporum Fo47
Lineage: Eukaryota; Fungi; Ascomycota; Sordariomycetes; Hypocreales; Nectriaceae
Product: ion transporter
Exons: 4
Coding region: 1-2100 (699 amino acids)
Biological process (GO): monoatomic ion transport; transmembrane transport
Cellular component (GO): membrane
Molecular function (GO): monoatomic ion channel activity
Source: RefSeq, a predicted model, not a curated record
AUGCCUAUCAAGGUCAAAUCCAAGAAGCUUCCUGCCCCUCGCGAGGGAAGUCCUGUCUCCAUCCGCCAUUUGGACGAAUACGAACGCGAUCUUCCCGACAUUGGCACUCACGAUAACUUCAGAGAUGUCGUCAAGAAGCUCUCACUGUACUUUGUCGAUGUCAUUGAACUGCCGAGCACGUUUGAACAGCUGAGAACCACAGCUGCGGGGACUCCUCUACGCCUCUUGGUGGAUCACCUCGCUGCAACCUGCACCAACCCGGCAAUUGUCAAUGCUCUUCUAGCUCUCAAAUGGCAUUAUGCAUCUUCGUCAGAACACCGCACUCUGGGAGAAUCUCGAGCAGAUGCAUGUGAAAUCGUUGCUUGGCGAUUCCUGACUAGGCUUUCUGAACGCGAGGCAGUUAAUUACUGCCUUUACGAGAUCCACGAUCUAGAUGAUGAAAAUGAAGCUCAGGCUCAAGUGGCUGGUAAUGGUCACACGGGCGAUGAGGAAGCUGGCGAAAACGCCCCUCUGCUCUCUCACCUUCGCUCCAUUGACAACCGCCGACGUGGACCAGGCCCUGCCGGGAGCAGCAUGAAGCGUAACCAACUUCUAAGUUCUCUCUCCCGCUUGACUAUGACAUCGGAUGAUGAAGACGGUGAUAACGAGGGUGAUCCUACUUCAUCAUUUAAGAACCUGAAUGCUCUCGAGAUUGCUGCCAUUGCCGAUGCCAAACGCUUCCUCAGCCAGCACAUUGUUCAAAAGAUUAUCACUGCUAUUUGGAGUGGUGACAUAGUCUUUUGGGAUAGCCUGUCUGUGCACUCUACAAAGAAGGUCCGGUUCUAUAACCCUAGGACUGCAGACCCCUUUUCUCGCCUGCGCGUUCCCAAGUAUCUCAAGAGCUGGGAGGUGCUGUUCUUCUGCAUUUUCCUCGCCCUGUACUACGCUGUACUCAUUGUGCGAGACGAGUCACGUAUUACAAUCCCUGAAGUGAUACUUUUCUUAUGGAUCGCGGCUUUCUUCUACGAUGAGCUCAGCGAGUGGCUUGAUGCAGGUUCUAUCUUUUAUGCCACCGACAUAUGGAACCUAUUCGACAUGAUCAUGAUCGCCAUCGGGUUUACCUUUGCAAUUCUGCGUAUUAUUGGCAUUGUUCAGAACAAACCCGAUCUGAACGACCUUGCAUUUGAUAUCCUGGCACUUGAGGCACUCUUCAUGAUUCCUCGUAUCUUCUCGAUUCUCAGUCUCAGCCCUGCUUGGGGCACACUUAUUCCAUGCUUGAAGGAGAUGGGCAAGGACUUCUUCAAAUACAUGGUACUUGUUGUUGUCGUGUAUUGUGGUUUCCUGACCACAUUUUCGCUCGUGGGUCGUAAUGUCUUUGCAUUCAAGUCCAUGGCCUGGAUCUUGACAAAGAUAUUUUACGGCUCGGCGCCCAUCGGAUUCGAGAUAAUGAAUCAGAUCGAUCCCUUCUUUGGACCUCCUCUGAUGAUCAUCUUCAUUACACUCUCCAGCUUCCUGUUGAUGGGCUCCCUGACAGGUAUGCUGUCCAACAGCUUCUCGCGGGUUAUCACCCACGCUAAGGAGGAGUACCUGUAUGUGUACAGCGUCUACGUCUUGGAAGCGUCGACUAGUAACCGACUCACCCAUUUCUUUCCUCCUUUCAAUCUGCUGGCCUUGGUACUCUUCCGACCUUGGCGUCUAUUCUUUACGGCCGAUGAGAAGUUCCGUGCUGGGCGUAUCAUGCUCCUCAAGGCGACUCAUUGGCCCAUUGUUGGCAUCAUCAAGCUGUACGAGAUGUAUCGCAAGCCAGGAGCCUUAGAAGAUGAAUUUGCUGGGUUCAAGGGUCCAUCGCGCUCUUCUCGACGCAACGGCAGGCACGCAAUUGCUCAGAAGCGAUCUGCGUCCAAUGUUGGUCGCCAGACGCUUUCUCCUAGAGGACGAGCGAAUGGUCAGAGUAUCGAGAUGCGCGAGGAUGACGUGGAUGCGCCAACAGCCAUGGAGGUGCAGCUCACCGAGCUAAACCGGAAGAUCGAUCAACUCACUGCAGCUAUCAUGGCUAUCCAGGAGAAGCAAGCAAGUGGAAACGACAGUGGAAGCUCAAGUACAGGUGCCACUCCCGCCUAG